AUGAUCGCGAAUGCCGCUGCGCCGCCGUCGCCGCCCACGGCGGCAACCGCAUGGGGAGUCGGGAACCGCCCGUACGCGCGGAGAGGCGACUACCUCAGGUUCGUGGCCCUCCCUCACACAUGCUUUGGGGACCUCUACAUCUCCUUCCCGAGGCCGGGAGUUGGCUGGCGGUUGUACAACUGGAUUGAUGCGCUCCCAAAUCUCUCCAACCUCACCGUCCUCACCGUAUGCAGCAAUGCUCUCCGGAUUGUGUCUAUCCUGCAUUCCAGGGAAAGUCUCCAGCCCAAGUUGGCUAACUUGAGCAACCUGCAGAAUUUGAGAGAGCUGCAGCUGCUCAUGUAUGCAAUGGGGACCGUCAUGCUCUCCGACAUUUAUGGAUUCCUCAGGAUCUGCCGCUGUUCUCAGCUGAGGAAGCUCUUUGUUGAGCUCCCAAAAUUCAGAAUGGAUUCCUUCAUGGAUGCUGUCAGUGACUUGGCCGAAGAGCCCAUGGAGGGGUUCGAAAACCUUGUGACGGCAAAGAUAACCAACUUCAAGUGGCAGUGCAAUGAGAUUGAGCUGGUGCACUUUUUAUUCAGGAAGGACAGCUCUCUCCAGAAGCUGAUACUAGUUGCUCCCCCGGGGACACAUCCAGAAAUGGAUCAGUCAGGUAAUCCCUUUUUCCGAGACACAAAGCUGCUGCGUAUGGAAAAAGCUCCGUCAAAUGCCCAGGUAACAAUGCUCCGUGCGCAUCUUGGUGCUAAAAUCCAAGCAUUUCAUCGAGAUGUCAAUCUUCUGGCUCUGUGUCUUGAGAUACUGACUAGUUGGAGUGUUGGACAUAUACUGGGUCUGCAUUAUGUAAUUUCCUCCCUUGGUUGUACUGCAGCAAAGCUAUCCAUUGCAUAUAAAUAA
Molecule: messenger RNA, 888 nt
Organism: Setaria italica (foxtail millet)
Lineage: Eukaryota; Viridiplantae; Streptophyta; Magnoliopsida; Poales; Poaceae
Exons: 4
Coding region: 1-888 (295 amino acids)
Source: RefSeq, a predicted model, not a curated record